AAAUCGGAGAAGGCCAUGCAGCAAGAAGAAGUGCGACAACCAGCGCCACAACAGUUGUUCGGGGCCGGAAGUGACGUCACACCAUCCGCGACGCAGGAAGGGGUAAAAUUGGUGACAUCAGAGCCCCCACCGCCGCAUCUACGCAGAAGCGACUCCCGCGGUGCUCUGAACUUGGUGCGCCCUCCUCUCAGACCGCCAGUACUGAGGAGAAACGACAGCAGGACUUCGAUAGCUCCAGGACCCUUCCAGCAGCCACGACCUUUGAGGCCCCCCUUCAUCCGGCCCCCAUUCAAUGGCCCUCCGCCUAGAGCUCUCGAGCCUGGUGUUCGUCCCCCUCCGCCUGGAAUAAGACCGCCGCUCAGACCGCACUUCGUCCAGCCACCAUCCAAGGAUGGCUGCGUCACCCUGGUAGGCGGUGGUGAUAUGGGCGGCGAGGCGUCCCAGCAACAACAGCAGGGAAGUCUCAACAAUUACGAGCAAAAGAGCCUAGACCCGGAGCAUAGGCAGAAAGCGCUGACCUUCUUUAAGAGCAGAAUCCACAGCAUGGAACACCAGAAUCAGGCAGGGGAAUUUGAUCGUCCCAUUUCUCGCGCAGGCGUAGACACUUUUCCGAUGAACGGACAUUUAAAUGGAAGUGUGUCCCAGCAGAAGUCGUCGGAACCUCAAAAGUCGGAUAAGAUAGCUCCAGUGGCACCACCGGAACAAAAGCCUCCUCUACAUACCUCGAAUGCACCUUCGGACCCCCAGAAGGCACCUCCAUUUGCAGCAAAUAUGUCUCCAAUGAUUUCUUCAGAGCUUCAGAAACUACCUUCUGCAGCACCCAGUGUAGGUGGAGCUGAAUUUCAGAGGCCGGUACCCACGGUGUCUAAUGUGACUGCUGCUGAAUUUCAGAGACCACCAUCUGUCGCACCCACUACGAUUGCUACUGAAGUACAGAAGCCUUCAUUGGCCUUGUCAAAUGUGAUUUUAGCAGAACUUCAGAGGCCUUCGUCAGCUGCAUCCAGCGUGAUUACAUCCGAACUUCGGGGCCCUCAAGAAAUUAUCCAGAAGCCGGAAUUCAGCAAGGUCAUGAAUGGCGUAGCUAUGAAGCCCGCCCAUGGCCUGAAGAAAGGCCACGCAGAGGGCGCGGGCAGAGACGAAGAGGAUGACGACAACGACGUAGUCAUUGUGAGCCCUCCCGAUGCCAUAUCAUCGUCAUCUGACGAAGUUGUUGUUGAAGGGAUGAUCCGAGGAUCAGCUAUUAAUGGGGUACAAACAGCAAGCAAACCUGUAAUCCCCGAGUCACAACUUUCGGGAAACAUGAAGUUCGAAACCAUGAUCACCACGCUAGGUGACACCAAAAAUUCUGAAGGAAAAGAAGAAUUUAAGGAAACAGAAUGGAAGGAAGAUCCUUUGAACAAAACAACAGAAGAUAAUAAGGCAUCUGGGAAGGAAGGAAAAUAUAAGGAGGAUAAAGAAAAGGAAUCCCCAAAGAAGGAACACGAUAAAGAUGAACAAAUUGGGAAGAAAGCAACAGAAAUUGUGGAAUCGCCGGAGAAGGGGCAAGAAAAAUUAACUGAAAAGGUUGAAAUUUUAUCAAGUAAAGGUAUCACGAAAGAAGACGCAAAGAAAGAAGAGUCGCCUAAAACAUCAGUAGAUACCACUUCGAAAUAUGCACCAAUUCCAGGGGGAAAACCAGGAGAAAAGAAGGAAGAAAAAUCACUUAAAGAUAUUGAAUCCGUUGUAAAAGAGAUGCCAGUGAAAACGGAAGAGUCGAUAAAAGGGGAAACUGGAAAAGGAAACGAUAUCAGUACGAGUGAGAAAGGAAACGACAGGAGAGAAACAAUGUCAUCGAAGAAUAAUCUGUGUUUGAAGGAAUCAGAAAUCGUUUCGCCUGAAAAGGAAGCAGGGAUAAGUAAGAAAGAACCCAUGAAGAAAGAAGAAGAGAAUAAAAUCGAGAUAAAAGCAUCAUCCAAGAUUGGAGAAGACAAGAGGGAAUUUCCCACAAACGAACAAAGGAAAGAAUUUGGAAAGAUGGAGAGCUCAGCUUCAAAGGACACCACAGUAAUUAAUAAAGAAACACAGCGAAAUGAAGAAGCAAAAAGGGCUGAAAAUUUAGCAGGUUCUAAUAAGAAACCGACUGAUGAAAUUCAGAAAGGCCUUCCAGUAAAAGAGAAAACUAAGGAAAUUGAAAUAAAGGAAGUAUCGCCGAAAAAUGAAACAGAUAAAAUAAAAAUGUCUCACAAUGCCGAAGAAGUGUGUCCGAAAAACGAAACAGGCCAUGAGAGCAAAAAAUUAGAAAUCUCUUCGAAAGAGAUGACGGAGAACGUCAAGAAAGAGUUUCCAGUAAAGGAAAAGCAGAAUGAAAUAGAAAGGAUAGCAAAAUUCCCCAAGAAAGAUUCUGAAGGCGGUAAGGAAGAAUUGCCAGCACAGGCAAGAGACAAAUUGCUUGGAAAACAAGAAGAAUUAUUUGAAAAGGGCAGUGGUGAAAUUAAGAAAGAAAAAACAGAUAUCGUUAAGAAGGCAGGAUCAUCGACGGAAGAAAGUGAAAUUCUGAAACAUGAAUUGCCGAAAAAGGAGAAGCAGCCCGAAAGAGAAGAAUCUGUCGAAACAAAGCUGACGACGAAAGAAAAAGAACAAAAAUCAGAGGAAUGUAUUGCACUCAAGAAGCUUCCGGUGACGGAUAUAAAAUCAACUUCUCAUGGAAAUGAAAACAAGAUUAUUCCUCCAGGGAGCGAGUCUGCAGCUCUCUCGAAGUCGGCUGCACCCAAAAAGUCCAGAACGACCUCAGAAUCUGAAUUAGAUACGCCGAAGAAGACCACAACUACACCAAUGGAAACAAAAUCCACGUCCAAGAAACUGGCUGCUAAAACGACGCCUGAAGCCGAAGGUGAGAAAUCGCCCAGAGCGAGGACUCCGAGAGAUCGGGAUGAACCAAAACUCAAAAAGAAGCCUUCGAAGAAGCGUGAGAAGGAAUCGUCGAGAGACGUCUCAAAGAAACAAGAAGGUGAUCACGACAGCGGAGUCGAUGAAUCGACGCAGGGAAACGAACCCACCACGAAUGGAGAAAUCCAAAAAUCACCUUCCAAAAUCCCGAAGAAACAGGCGGGAGGUGUUACAUCGCCCCUCAAGUCGCCAGUCAAGACGAGUGCCAAGCCCAAGACGCCCGACACCGCAGGUUCUGCAGCACAACAGGAAAAGAAGAAACUUCCCAUGAACAAGGUGCAGGUGGGUUCGGCGCCGUCCCCUAAUCUUAAGACGGUGCGCUCCAAGAUAGGGUCUCUGGACAACGCCAGCUACAAGCCUGGCGGCGGCAAUAUUAAGAUAGAGAAUCGAAAAGUGGACUUCAGCAAGACACAGCCCAAGAUCGCUGCCAAGAAUGACACAUACAUGCCCGGAGGCGGCGACAAGAAGAUCCAGCAGGUGAAGUUGGCGUGGAACGCCAAAUCCAAGGUCGGCUCCCUGGAAAAUGCAACCCACAAACCGGGGGGAGGCGACAAAAAGAUAGAGUCGGUUAAACUUGACUUCAAGGAGAAGGCGAAGCCCAAAAUUGGAUCCAAGGAUAAUGUGAAAUAUCAGCCGGGCGGCGGUGCCGUCAAGACCACAUCUAGUUCCCAAGAGAAGAGAGGCUCCACCGGUGACAUCGAGAACCAGAAGCUUGAAUUCAAGGCACAGAGUAAGGUUGAUUCCCUGGCCAACGUGAAGUACAGACCUGGCGGUGGUGACAUCAAGAUCUUCGACGAUAAAAUCUAUCUAAAGCAGAUCAGUGGCGGGGCUAGCAGCAUCGCCAGUUCCGAGGAGGGCCAUGUUUCUGGCACACAGAGCCCAGUGCCCCACUCUCCAUCCCAGGCGGUCUCUGAAAACGACUCGCGCCACGAAGACAGCUAAAACAAUCCGAAUGGCGGCACAAGAAGCUGCUCUAGAUCUCGUUCCUUCUUCGAUUGUGAUUGGCUGCUGUCCAGUGACGUCCGUUUCAAUAGGAACAAUAAUGAGAGUGAAGGACUGAAACCAUCUUUCAGUAGCAACAAGAGUUUUGUUGGAACGGAUAAAAUCCACUGCUCUUCGUUUUGUGUUAAUAUAUAACCCCGUUCAGCUUGACAUAAAGGGUCAUGCAUCAUUGAGAGUGGAACAGAAGGUUCGUGUGUGAAAGUUGGUCAUACUAAAUAUUCUACUUCAGAGGCUGCGUACACAUAUGUACGUUAUGUUUGGUAGUUUAUAAUAGUAUUGCAUCUGACCAUAGUCCCGUUUAUAGGUGGAAAAUCUCAAUUAGACUAACUUAAUACAAGUAUGACCAAUUUUCAGAAGAUGGGAGCGGCUGGUUUGCUUUUGCAAAUAAAUAUGAAUUGUUACCAACUUAUGGGGAUGUCAAUUGAGGCAACAGUGUGUGUUUAUAUUGGCAGUGUUAACUUAUUUCUUAUGAACUUUUAUCAUCAUUAUGGAAACUUAUGGUCAGUCUUAUCAACCGUGAAGAUAUUAUCUAGAUAAAGGUGACGCUUUUUGAAUUGUUGUUUAUAUUUAUGACGCAUGGCCGUAUCCGCUUUUCUAGUAUUUCAUGUAUGUGUAUGAUAUAAAGAGCCCAGUUUAUAUGCUUUAAGUUUGUGAUAUAGUAUAUAGUACAUAAUACGUCACUAUAUUAAUUGCGUCUAUAUAAAAGGCCAUACGAAAUAAAACAGCACGGCAAUGUAAGUUUGCUUACAUUCAGUAACCCUUAUGAAAAGCAGUUAACUUUGCAUUAAAAUAUAAUUUGCUAAUGAAUUAUUUCGUAAAGCCA
Cryptotermes secundus is the source of this 4750-nucleotide messenger RNA. It is a transcript of the gene tau, whose product is annotated as microtubule-associated protein tau. Gene Ontology annotation, molecular function: microtubule binding. The transcript is spliced from 9 exons. Bases 16 to 3867 code for a protein of 1283 amino acids. Lineage: Eukaryota; Metazoa; Arthropoda; Insecta; Blattodea; Kalotermitidae. Gene Ontology annotation, biological process: microtubule cytoskeleton organization; neuron projection development. Gene Ontology annotation, cellular component: neuron projection. The record is from RefSeq and is a predicted model, not a curated record.